Messenger RNA from Mesorhabditis belari, 780 nucleotides. The record is from the annotation of a GenBank genome assembly. Lineage: Eukaryota; Metazoa; Nematoda; Chromadorea; Rhabditida; Rhabditidae.
AUGCAAAUCGAUCAGGAUAUCGUGAAAACUGAGUGUUAUUCGAAGGAUGGAAAAAUCGUCGAUCAAUGGCUGCAUACACAGAUUUAUGAAGGGAAUCCAAGCACUGUUGAGGUGGACAAAUCACUUGGAAACGGGACAAAUUUCCGUCCCGAUAUCGUGAUGAUCGUUCUCGAUUCGGUUUCUUCGACACAAGCCAGACGCUCAUUACCGCGAACAUUGAGUUAUUUGGAGACACAAAUGGGCGGAAUGCACUUUCAUCAUUUGAAUAAAGUCGGCGAGAACACAAGCCCGAAUGCUUAUGCGAUGUUGUUAGGCUGGCGAAUCUAUUCGGCGAAUCGAAAAGCGGUGAACGCGAAAGAUCUCAGGCCGGAUCACGAUAAGAUUUGCUCGGGAUGGAGGGACAAAGAUCCGGUCAUAUUUCGAGAAUACGAGAAAAUCGGUAUCCCAAAAUUCUUGCUGCAUUGGAGUUGUGAGGCGUCUCAUGAUCUCCCCAAUCCUCUCUAUCACACCGAUCAGGAUUACUUGAAUUUCUUUCAAAAGAAUAAAGCCAUUUUGGACAAUGCUUUUCUUUUUGUGAUGGGCGAUCACGGGCCACGAUUUGGGACGCCAUCAAAAGCCGAGUUGAAUAAACGAGAGAUCAACAAUCCACUCUUGCACAUUUCUCUACCAAAAUUUCUGCGAAAUCAUACACAACUAAUAAAGAAUCUGCAAGAGAACUCCAUUCGUUUACUGACACAAUUCGACGUUCAUGCGACUCUUGUUGAUCUUUUAAAGGUUCGU